AUGAAUGAGUUGGCUUGCAGAAAUCACGGUGGGUUUGCCUUGCAGCAGAUUUCCAUGUACAAACUUUUUCUGCUGAGGCAUGGGGAGGGGGCGUGGAACCGGGAAAACCGUUUCUGCAGCUGGGUCGACCAGAAGCUGAGUGAGGAUGGCGUGAAGGAGGCCAGGGAUUGCGGCCGGCUCCUGAAAGAGCUGGGCUACAAGUUUGACAUGGUGUUCACCUCCAUCCUGAGCCGCUCCAUCCAGACGGCCUGGUUGGUCCUGGAGGCCAUGGGCCAGGAGUGGGUCCCUGUGGUGAAGUCAUGGCGGCUCAACGAGCGCCACUACGGAGCUCUGAUAGGCUUGAACAGGGCAGAAAUGGCAGCCCAACACGGAGAGGAGAAGGUGAAGUUGUGGCGGAGGAGCUAUGACGUCACGCCGCCUCCCAUAGAUGAAUCGCAUCCAUACUUCAGUGAGAUCUACUCCGAUCGCAGAUACAGCACGUGCGAUGUAGAGAAGGAGAAGUUGCCGCGGGCGGAAAGCCUGAAGGAGGUGUUGGACAGACUGCUGCCGUAUUGGGAAAGCACUGUGGUACCUGAGAUACGGCAAGGCAGGACGGUACUCAUUGCGGCUCAUGGAAACAGCUGCCGGGCUCUGCUGAAAUACCUGGAAGGGAUAUCGGACGAUGAUAUUGCCAGCGUAACUUUACCGACGGGGAUCCCAGUGCUGCUGGAGCUGGAUGAGCAGCUGAAGCCCGUUAAAGCACGUCAGCUUCUGGGAGACCAGCAGAAAAUUCAGGCGGCCAUUAAGAAGGUGGAGGAUCAGGGAAAAGCCAAAGUGUCUACUUGA
Molecule: messenger RNA, 825 nt
Organism: Nerophis lumbriciformis (worm pipefish)
Lineage: Eukaryota; Metazoa; Chordata; Actinopteri; Syngnathiformes; Syngnathidae
Source: RefSeq, a predicted model, not a curated record